Stegodyphus dumicola is the source of this 2294-nucleotide messenger RNA. Its product is annotated as calcium-transporting ATPase sarcoplasmic/endoplasmic reticulum type-like. Gene Ontology annotation, molecular function: ATP binding; ATP hydrolysis activity; P-type calcium transporter activity. Gene Ontology annotation, cellular component: membrane. Gene Ontology annotation, biological process: calcium ion transport. The record is from RefSeq and is a predicted model, not a curated record. Lineage: Eukaryota; Metazoa; Arthropoda; Arachnida; Araneae; Eresidae.
CCAAUCAUCGUUCUCCACAUUACUUACCCGGCACGAUGAAGUCAAGUUGACCGCCGUCUAACUACGACGUUCCUCGUUUAACAUCAUCUGGCAUGCAUUUAGAUGUUCGGAAUAUAUUAAUUAUAAUAAAUAAAUUAUUGUUAGUUUUACAUAUUCAUUUUUGGGGUGUUUGUAAUUGAGCGACUGCAUUCUAUAAGUGCUAAGUAUCUAAUUUAAGGAGUUUGUCCAGAUCAUCUAAAGUUUCCAUGUGACUCUGUGUUUAUCUGUGUUGUCUGUGUAACUGUCAAUAAUACUGCUUGCAUUUAUUUUAUUUUGUGGUGUGUAAAAUCAGUACAAAAAUGGAAAUUGCUCAUACUAAAACUCGUGAAGAAAUAUUAGAGCAAUUCGGAACAGAUCCAGAAAGGGGUUUAUCACCGACUCAAGUUAGAAAUUUACAAGAGAAAUAUGGUCCCAAUGAAUUGCCUGCUGAAGAAGGCAAACCUUUAUGGCAGCUCAUCCUAGAACAAUUUGAUGAUCUAUUAGUAAAAAUUCUGCUUCUUGCUGCAAUAAUAUCAUUUGUCUUAGCCUUAUUUGAAGAACAUGAAGGUCAAAUAACAGCUUUUGUUGAGCCCUUUGUCAUUCUUCUUAUUCUCAUAGCUAAUGCUGUUGUUGGUGUCUGGCAGGAACGAAAUGCCGAGAGUGCGAUAGAAGCAUUGAAGGAAUAUGAACCUGAAAUGGGAAAAGUCAUAAGGCAAGAUAAACCAGGUGUACAGAGAAUUCGUGCAAAAGAUAUAGUUCCUGGGGAUUUAGUUGAGAUUGCAGUUGGAGAUAAAGUGCCUGCAGACAUUAGAUUAUUACAGAUAUUUUCUACUACGCUAAGAGUUGACCAGUCUAUAUUAACUGGUGAAUCUGUAUCUGUAAUAAAGCACACGGAUCCCAUUAGAGAUUUUAAAGCUGUUAAUCAAGAUAAGAAGAAUUUACUUUUCUCGGGUACAAAUAUUGCUGCUGGUAAAGCAAGGGGCAUUGUAAUAGGAACUGGUUUAGAAACUGCAAUAGGAAAAAUUCGUACUGAAAUGUCAGAAACAGAAGAAGUGAGAACACCUUUACAACAAAAACUUGAUGAAUUUGGUGAACAGUUAUCUAAAGUAAUUUCUGUCAUCUGUGUUGCUGUGUGGGCAAUUAACAUAGGACAUUUUAACGACCCAGCUCAUGGAGGAUCUUGGAUUAAGGGUGCUGUGUAUUAUUUUAAGAUUGCUGUUGCAUUAGCAGUUGCAGCUAUUCCCGAAGGCUUACCAGCCGUUAUAACUACAUGCCUAGCUUUAGGUACUCGAAGAAUGGCAAAGAAAAAUGCAAUUGUGAGGUCUCUACCAUCCGUUGAAACAUUAGGCUGUACAUCUGUUAUUUGUUCUGAUAAAACUGGAACACUGACAACAAAUCAAAUGUCUGUUAAUAGGAUACUAGUAGUUGAUAAAAUUUUAGCGAAUGAAACUACUAAUCAAAUCAUGUUCCAUGAAUUUGAAGUUACUGGCUCUAAAUAUGAGCCAUUGGGAAAUUUGCAGUCUAACAAUCAUCUCAAGCAUGCCAAAGUUAGUUUUUCAAAUCAUUACCGAAAAUAUCUGAAUGAGCAGAAAGUGAAGUGCUCGGACUUUGAAUCUCUAUGUGAAUUAGCAACAAUAUGUGUUAUGUGUAAUGAUUCAAGCAUUGAUUUUAAUGAGUAUAAACAAAUGUUUGAAAAAGUGGGAGAAGCCACAGAGACUGCAUUGGUCGUUUUAGCAGAAAAAAUGAAUCCAUUUGGUUAUAACAAAACUGGCUUAAGUCGUCGAGAUGCUGCUGUGGUUGUAAAUCAGGGUAUUUCUUCAAUGUGGAGGAAGGAGUUCACAUUAGAAUUCUCUCGUGAUCGUAAGUCUAUGAGUACAUACUGCAUCCCCGUAAAGGCAAAUAGACUUGGAAGUGGACCAAAAAUGUUCUGUAAGGGUGCCCCUGAAGGAGUUUUGGAUAGGUGUUCUUAUGUAAGAGUUGGAAACACCAAAUUACCAAUGACUGCUUCAGUCAAAAAUAGAAUAUUGGACAUAACUAAACAAUACGGAACAGGCAGAGACACUUUGCGUUGUUUAGCUUUAGCAACGAUCGAUAAUCCACCAAAUCCUUCUAUUAUGGAUCUCGCGGACUCCUCAAAAUUUGCUACUUAUGAAACAGGGAUGACAUUUGUUGGUGUUGUUGGAAUGCUAGAUCCUCCAAGAAAAGAAGUAAAAGAUGCUAUCAGGCGUUGUAAAGCAGCUGGUAUUCGUGUUAUUGUAAUUACAGGUGAUAACAAA